Messenger RNA from Striga asiatica, 358 nucleotides. The record is from the annotation of a GenBank genome assembly. Lineage: Eukaryota; Viridiplantae; Streptophyta; Magnoliopsida; Lamiales; Orobanchaceae.
ACCUGAUGGGUUGAAGACGAUGAUGAGUGAAAUAAACCAGAUUGCUUUCUACAACUUACUACGCAUCGACAUGAUAAUCACUGCAGUACAGCCCUGGGCGCUGAGUAUACCCCUGUUUCUUCAAAAGCUGCCUGGCCUUAAGCACCAGCUCCUGGUUACUAAUCCUCCCACCCGACUCAGCAAUUAUGGUCUGUAUAGCGUUGCUCAGAGCCCCAUAUGCCUUACUCGGAUCCCCAGAUGGUGUGGCAUCUGCAGAUGUCUGAUCCGUUUGGCAGCCACUAAUGAGAAUGCCACUGUCUGGAAGGGCCCUCUUAGUAGCUCCUGCGUAAGCCUCCUCUUUCCUCCCCACGUGAGUCUC